GAUGACCAUGACAGCGGCUCCAGCUCCACCAGUCGCAGUGUCUCAGACAGCUCCAAAGCGUUGGCCAAGCCCCGGCGCAUCCAACAGGCAGCCCCAACUGACCCAGACCUUCCCCCAGGUUAUGUGCAGAGUCUGAUCAGACGUGUGGUAAACAAUGUGAACAUUGUGGUAAACAACCUGAUCCUGAAAUACGUGGAAGAUGACAUUGUGCUUUCGGUCAACAUCACCUCAGCAGAGUGCUACACUCUGGUCCUGAGAAAAGUUAUAAACUUUGCGGACUGUACCGUGUGUCUGGACAAGCGGAAUGCUAGUGGCAAGAUCGAGUUUUACCAGGAUCCCCUGUUGUACAAAUGCUCCUUCAGAACACGCCUUCAUUUUACCUAUGACAACAUCAACUCUAAGAUCCCAGCUGUCAUCAAAAUCCACACCAUGGUGGAGAGUUUGAAACUGUCCAUUACUGAUCAGCAGUUACCCAUGUUUAUUCGGGUUUUAGAGCUGAUUAUUGCUCUGUACUACGGGGAAAUAGGAGGACACAAGGACGGUGAGGGUGAAGAGGGCGUCGGUCUUGUCAGGGAUGGAGGAGCAAUCUCACCUGGGAUGGAUGUCAACAUGGAAAGACUGGGAUCUGGAGACUACUCCAGCGAGGACUUCUUCAUGCAGACUGGGAGCCCUGAUGAGGCAGACCAAGGCUGGGUGUCCUGGGCUUGGUCCUUUGUGCCAGCCAUCGUAGGCACAGAGGAAGAAGGGGAAGAAGAUCCUUACCAGCAGAGAGAGAGCGGAGGCAUUCCGAACAGCCCCCAGCACCACACAUCCAAAGACCCCAUUGUUUCGAUAGGUUUCUACUGCACCAAGGCCUCUGUCACCUUCAAGCUGACCGAAACACAGUCAGAGAGCAGUUACUACAGUCCUCAGAAAGUAAAAUCCAGAGAAGUCCUAUGCCUAGAGCAAGAAGGAAUCACUAUUGAGGUGCUCAUGAUGGGGGAGCCCUUCUUUGAUUGUCAGAUUGGAUUUGUUGGCUGUCGGGCACUCUGCCUGAAAGGAAUUAUGGGAGUUGGGGAUUUUGAAGAAAAUAUGAAUCGACGUGAAGAGGAUGCUGUGUUUUUUAGCUGUGGAGAAAACCUGAACAGUAAAGGAAUGACUUACCUUACCAACUCUCUUUUCGACUAUCGUAGUCCAGAGAACAAUGGAGUCAGAGCUGAGUUCAUCCUGGAUGCUGCUAAUCAUAAGGAGACCUACACGGAGAUAGCGGGCAUGCAUCGCUUUGGGGCUUUCUACAUGGAUUAUCUUUACACAAUGGAAAACAGCAGCACCAAAGGAUCUCAGGAUUUCUCUGUGCUCAGUAUGGAGGAAGUAGUGCCUGUGGUUCAAGAGACAUCCAUCAAGCGGCUGGUGGUGGGACCUCUAGACAUCAGGCUGCACAGCAGUGCAGUCCACCGCAUCCUCAAGAUGAUUACCUGCGCCAUGGACCACGAAUAUGAACCCUACUGCAAACCACAGCGAGAAAAUUCCGAGGACUGCAGUCGUCCAGCCACCCCAAAGGACAUAUCAUACUUUGAGGAAUUUAUCCCAACCAGACUCACUAGUCUUACUCUGCUAAAAGUCUCAGUCAGUGUCUUUAUGGCAGAGUUCAACCUCCUUCACACACUGUUGCCUGUCAUCUUGGGAUGCAAGGCGGCUCCAGGACAUGUCUCUGCGCCAAUGUUUCAACCGCUGAACCCACUUCCAUGUGUUCAAUUCCACGUAGAAAGGGUAAACGUUGAACACUCUGUUCCAAUGUAUGCUCCGGAGCUGGUCACUACUGUCAGCAGUCUUAGUCAGCCCUCUGACAACCUGCUCCAUCACUGCUACGCACAUCUGUAUCUCAAGGUGUUUGGGUUCCAGGCAGGCUUGACAUACCAGGACAGCACAGGGGGCUUUUUGCCCCUCAUCUCCAUUAUCCCAUCCUUCAGCACUGCUCUGUAUGGAAAGCUGAUUCAGAUGCCUGCAUUC
Menidia menidia (Atlantic silverside) is the source of this 1989-nucleotide messenger RNA. The record is from the annotation of a GenBank genome assembly. Lineage: Eukaryota; Metazoa; Chordata; Actinopteri; Atheriniformes; Atherinopsidae.